GAGUUGAUUACCCAUGAGCAUGUGGUGGCCAUGAUGAAAGCGACUAUCAGAGACACUCAGGACCUGCCUAUGUUUGAGCCAAAGAUGACUCGUUCCAGACUGAAACAGGUUAUCCAGCUGGGACAGUCAGAGAACUGGAGUUUGUCUGCAGUCGAAACAGUGAAGCCCCCUCAGUUUGUUGAUAUAGAUCUAGAGGAGGAUGAAGACUCUUCAGAUGAGGAGUACUGUCCUGAUGAGGAGGAGGAGGAGGAAGACACAACAGAGGAGAUGUUUCUCAGUGAUAUCGACAGUUUGACUUCUCCUCCCAGAACUCUGCAGAGACCUCAACCUGAACAUCCAGAACACCUGAGGACGAACUCACUCCCACAGAGAUUUCCAGGACGUCUGAAGAACCAGGUGAUGACCUCCACCUGCACCCCUCAGCACCUCUUAGCUGCUCCUGAGUCCUCCUUCCUCGAAAGACUGAAUGCUGUGGACGAGGAGCUGGACUGCAGCCCCACCUACACCUGUAACCAGUCUCUGGACAGAAAAAAAAGUGAUGAGAAUGAUGAAGGCAGUUUAGCGUAUCGCACACGCUCCAAACUUCGAUUGGUUAAUGUUCCUCUGGGUCAGCUGGAGGCGGAGCUUCUAGCCCCUGACAUCACCGCUGACAUGUAUGAGCAGAAUCCUGCCCAGCGAGAGGAGGACCGUCAUUGGACGAGGUGGCUGCAGGGUCUGAUGGCCCCGGACAAUGAAGAGGAAGCUGACGAUGAAGACGACCCUGAAUAUAACUUCCUGGAGGAGCACGAUGAACCGGAUGUGGAGGACUACAGGACGGACAGGGCGGUGCAGAUCACCAAGAAGGAGGUGAACGAGCUGCUGGAUGAGCUCUUUGAUACGCUGCAGGAGGAGGAGGAGGAGGAGGAGGAGGAGCAGCAGGUGGAGGAGGAGGAGGAGGAGUCACACCAGGAGUCACACCUGGAAUCACUGACUGGAACUAAGUUCAACGUUCCCAAAGCUUUACGAUUUGAGGCACCGUUAGCUAGCAUGCUAACAGAGCGGCGACGAACGGUCAGACAACAGUAUGAAGCUCUGCAGCAGAAGAGGGCACUGCAGGACACGACCAAUCAGCAACGCAAUAACACACACCUGAACCACACGCCUGCUCCACAAUCACACACCACCACCCCCCUCCAGAUAGUCAGCCCCAACUGCCCCCCCUUCCAACUGGACCACACCCAGAAACUACAGCUGCAGCAGCAGGUCCAACAGCAUGUGCAGCUGCUGACUCAGAUACACCUGCUGACGUACCGUUUGGAAACUCUUAACCACGAAGCCUGCAUCACCAAACAUUACCUGGAAGAGCUGCAGCAGUUUGCCAGGCGUCAGGAGGAGGUUUUAAGACCCAGCAGUUUUAGAGUGUGUAACCUGAAGGGGGCGCUGGAUCUCCUGAAGGAGGAGGGGAGGAGGGGGAAGCCUCCUCCUGCUCCUCCUGCUCCUGCUGCCUCCAGACGCUUGCUCCCCAGCAUGACUCCUUCCACCAACAGUCUGGCCUUCCCUCUGCUUCCAGCCGACCUGGCGUGGCUGUUUGCAACUCGACCCGUGUUCCUUUACCCAGAAUUACUUCCCGUCUGCAACAUGGACGUCGUCAGCAUCCGACAGCAGAGAAAUGUUUACACAGCAGGAGAGGAUGGACUAAUCGUUCUGGGUCUGAAGCACUUCGAGGGGACGGUGGAGCCAGAUCAGCUGAUUAGUUCGUAUCUUCUACGUAAGACUCGAUGGAACUUCAGGAAACACGUCCGAGAGAUGAGCGGGCCCAGAGCGCUACAAAACAAUGUCAUCAAGAUGUUUCUGAUGCAGGGAGUCGUUCCCCCUCUGCCACUUGCCUGCUGCAGAGUUCAGCCAGCAGACCAGCGCCCCCCAGUGGAAAGAAACAGCUCAAACAUGCCGAACUGGCUCAAGAACAGUCAGAUGAUCAUCCAGAAGACUCGUCUCGACUCCAACUCUUACCCUCCCUCCCUUCCACCAGGUUGCACACUAAGGCUCCACCCCUACUGGCUCACCAAAUCCUACCCUCCAGCAACCCCCCACAGACGCAUCUUCAAAUUGGCCCACAAUGCAUCACUGCUGCCCCUGGCCAAAGCCCCAGAAGACAGACAAGCAGAUGUAAAGGCGGACAGACAGGUUCAUAUGCAACCAAUGAGCCUCCUGUCCCUCCCCCUCCAGGUUUUGCUGAACUGGCGGCUUUGUCUCAACCCUAUGGGGCUGUCCCAUUGGCUGCUGUUCAAACAGUCCCCGCCCCCCCUGCAUGUCCUACGGUUACAAAGUCUUGCCUUCCUAUUGGCCAGAGAUUGCAUCAGAGCUUUUUUAUGGAACAGAAGAGCAGCUCCACGUCCCUGCUCCUGCCCCUCCCCUCCCCACAGCUCUGCCCACUGCUGCUCUGCCCACUGCUACCUCCCAACCCACAGCUCUGCCCACUACCUCCCAACCCACAGCUCUGCCCACUGCUACCUCCCAACCCACAGCUCUGCCCACUGCUACCUCCCAACCCACAGCUCUGCCCACUGCUACCUCCCAACCCAAAGCUCUGCCCACUGCUACCUCCCAACCCACAGCUCUGCCCACUGCUACCUCCCAACCCAAAGCUCCGCCCACUGCUACCUCCCAACCCAAAGCUCCGCCCACUGCUACCUCCCAACCCAAAGCUCCGCCCACUGCUACCUCCCAACCAAAGCUCCGCCCACUGCUACCUCCCAACCCAAAGCUCCGCCCACUGCAAACUCCCAACACAAAGCUUUACCCACUGCUACCUCCCAACCCAAAGCUCCGCCCACUGCAAACUCCCAACCCAAAGCUCCGCCCACUGCAAACUCCCAACACAAAGCUCCGCCCACUGCAAACUCCCAACCCAUUGGAGAGAAAGAAGAAGAUGGAGAGAAGGAUAAGGAUGAAGAUCAGGAUCAGCAGGGGGAGGAGGAGGAGGAGGAGGAUGAGGACUUUGAUGACCUUACACAGGAUGAAGAUGAAGAGGAAGUGAUGUCAUCAGCUUCGGAGGAGUCAGUGCUGUCUGUUCCAGAGUUACAGGAAACCAUGAAGCAGCUGACAUGGUUGGCGGCAGAGCGUCGGCUCUGUGCAGACGGAGACUCAGAGGAGGAUCACUCUGUGCAGACGGAGACAGAGGAGGAUCACUCUCCCACCUCCCCCGGCUCUCAGGAGGAGGAGGAGGAAGAGGAGGAGGAGGUGCCUAAGGAGGAGGAGUCUGGAGAGGGAAGGGGAACAAAGGAGAUACAAGGCGAGGGGACGCCCAGAGGAGGAGGAAAUCGUCCAGGACGAGGGAGAGGGCGGAGUCGUCCUCUUCGUGGUCUGAGAAGGAGUCGUCAGGAGCGCCACAGCGUCGACACCACUAAACUGUUACUGCUGUAUGAUGAAAACAUCCUGGACAACGACCCGCACAGAGAGAGCAAAGAUGUUGCGUUCGCACAGAGCUACUUAAACAGGGUACGUGAGGCCCUGCAGGAUUUACCUGGACAGGCUGGGGAGUUUGUGUCUCUGCUGAGUGAGUUUGAGCAGGCGGGAGAAGGACAAGAAUUGAUAAUGUUGUUCAGGAAGCUGCGCUGCAUUCUGGGAGACCGAACUGACCUCCUCAGAGAUUUUGCCGCAUUCCUCCACCCUGAGCAGGCUCUGCAGUGCGGACUGUUUGAGGAGCAGCAGGCAUUUGAACGAAGCCGCCGAUUCCUGCGACAGGUAGAGAUCAGCUUCGGAGAUAAUCCGUCACAUUAUCAGAAGAUCAUCAAAGCUCUGCAGACCGGACCAGACCUGAGUCCAAUCAGCGUCCAGGAGUUAAAAUCUCAGAUGGCCACGCUGCUAAAAGGCCACAAUCAUCUACAAAAUGAAUUCUGGGUAUUUUUUGACAAUCUCCGCCCACCCCCCGCCCACCUGGGACAGUUUGAAGAAGCCCAUUGGCCAGAGGAGGAAGGGACAGAGGUUAUUGGCCAUGAGUCAGGAGGUGGGGCCAGCAGUGGCUUUGAGGAAGUGACCCUCCCAGAGCUAGAAGAGGAAGAGGAGGGGCAAAAGAUCGCACCACUCACAAGCCGGCGCCAAAGGAGAAAAAUGGACGCCCACAGAAAUUACAAGGACUGUGAUUGGUCAGAUAAGGACUGGUCAUGCCUCUGUCCACACUCAAAGAUCCGAAGGCACAGAAGGAAAGGAUGCUCUCGCUGCCAUGGCAACAAGACCUCAGGGGGCGUGUCCAGGGCCAUGAAGAGUCUGGACCCUCUGUACUCUCAGAUAAGAUCCGACCACCAUCAACCAGGUGAAGACCUUGAGAUGAAGGGGGAUGACGACAGUCCUCAGCCCGAUUGCAGCAGUGCAUCAUGGGAAGGCUCGUUCCCCCUUACUGAAGAGAAGGAGGAGGAGGAGGAGGAGCUUGAUGAGGUGGAGGAUGAUGAAGAUGAAGAGGAGAGUAAGAGCAGUGAGAAGGAGCAGAGCCCAACUGUGAAGAGGAGCAAGAGGGAGGAGAUGCUGCAAACCCCUACCGCCUCCAUAAUUAUCACCUCCUCCAUCUCUCCUACCACCUCCUCCACCCCCCAUCCCUCUACCACCACCUCCUCCACCACCACCUCCUCCUCCACCCCCCAUCCCUCUAUCACCUCCUCUACCACCACCUCCUCCUCCACCCCCCAUCCCUCUAUCACCUCCUCCACCACCACCUCCUCCUCCACCCCCCAUCCUCUAUCACCUCCUCCUCCACCCCCACCCCUCUUUCACUCCUCCACCACCCCCAUCCUCUAUCACCUCCUCCACCACCACCUCCUCCUCCACCCCCAUCCCUCUAUCACCUCCUCCUCCACCCCCACCCCUCUUUCACCUCCUCCACCACCCCCAUCCCUCUAUCACCUCCUCCACCACCACCUCCUCCUCCACCCCCCAUUCCUCUAUCACCUCCUCCACCACCACCUCCUCCUCCACCCCCCAUUCCUCUAUCACCUCCUCCUCCACCCCCCAUUCCUCUAUCACUUCCUCCACCACCACCUCCUCCUCCACCCCCCAUUCUCUAUCACCUCCUCCUCAACCCCCAUUCCUCUAUCACUUCCUCCACCACCACCUCCUCCACCCCCAUUCCUCUAUCACCUCCUCCUCCACCUCCCAUCCCUCUAUCACCUCCUCCAUCUCUCCUACCUCCUCCACCACCACCUCUUCAAACCCCAUCCCUCCACCACCACCUCCUCAAACCCCCAUCCCUCUAUCACCUCCUCCACCACCACCUCCUCCAACCCCCAUCCCUCCACCACCACCUCCUCAAAUCCCCAUCCCUCUAUGACCACCUCCUCCAUCUCUCCUACCUCCUCAAACCCCCCUCCGUCUACCACCUCCUCAAACCCCCAUCCCUCUAUCACCUCCUCCACCUCCUCAAACCCCUAUCCCUCUUUCACCUCCACCUCCCCUGUGUCCUCUCAUUUCUCCUCAUCUGUUUACCCCUUUACAUCCCUCUCCUCCUCGUCCACCUCCUCCAUCUGUCCCUCCUCAGACCUCUCCUCACCCCCCUCUGCUCCCCCUCGGCCCAGUCCUCCUCCUGACCUCCCGGUCUGUGCCAAGAACAUUUCUCUGACAGCGAGUGGAGAGAAAGUCAUCCUCUGGACCAGAGAAGCUGAUCGAGUCAUUCUAACAACGUGUCAGAAGGACGGAGCCAAUCAGAACACAUUUCAGGCAAUCUCUAUUCUGCUCGGCAACAAGACUCCCAGUGAGGUCUCACGCCGGUUUCAAGAUUUGAUGCGUUUGUUUCGAACUGCUGCUCGUCACAGCAACUCUGAGGAUGUGACUCCGCCCACAGAGCCAGCAACAGCCAAUGAGGGUGAGGACUGAUACCGGCCAAUCAGUAGAGCUGUGGGUUACAAUCCCAGAACUUUUAUUGUGAAAGGAUUUAAAAGUUUCCUGUAAAAAAAUGUAAAUUUAUAAAAUAAAUUAUUUCAUAUUUU
This is a messenger RNA of Labrus bergylta (ballan wrasse), 5954 nucleotides long. The record is from RefSeq and is a predicted model, not a curated record. Lineage: Eukaryota; Metazoa; Chordata; Actinopteri; Labriformes; Labridae.